AUGGGGGCGGGGGGCUCGGCCGCGGCUGGGACUCAUUUCCCGGCGGCGGAGGGAGCGGGCGGUGCGGCGGCCGCCGCCAUCUUGGAUUUUACUCGCCAUUUUUCUGAGGAAUUAUUUUUGGUGAUUAAUUUUUCGGGGGGACGGGCAGUGUGGCCGGGCGGCGCGGGCCCCCCAGCGCAGCGGCCCGGCGAGGAGCUCGACGCGCUCGGAGGAGCGGGCGCCGCGGAGAGAACAUUGAACUUAUUCUCUGAGCUUUUUGAAGAGAGUGACUAA
This is a messenger RNA of Pipistrellus nathusii (Nathusius's pipistrelle), 273 nucleotides long. NCBI's taxonomy places the organism in Eukaryota, Metazoa, Chordata, Mammalia, Chiroptera, Vespertilionidae. The record is from the annotation of a GenBank genome assembly.